AUGCGCAGCACAGCGCGCCGCAACGUUGACAGGCCGCUUGGCAGCGAGAAUGGGCUCCGUCUCGGACCUGAGACGCCUCAUUUGCGGGCGCUCGCGCAGUUCUCGCUUGCGAAUAUACCAGUAGUCCCACCAAAGGCCCGAUAUCUCCAGAAACGCGGGGUUCUUUCUCUCCGCCAGCGCGCCUUUGCUGGAGAAUCCUCGCGUAUCGAACUAUCAAUGGCUAUCCCUAGCUCGCCCGCAAUCGAGCGCCGACGCCUCCUCGGUUUACGACCUCGCCUACCGUGGCGUGGGAGAGUGUGGGAGGCUCAAGAUGCGUUCGCGCGUAUGGACCAACAGCAGAGCCGCUGCCGCUACUGCUCUUCCAAUGAAGAGGAUCGCCACCGUGCCGGCUACGCGGCCUCGAAUGACGGCCGGUAUCGCUAUGCUCACAUGAUCAACUCGAGGGGCUACAGGCUGGCCAGGCUACAGGCUGGCCAGGCACCGGCCUCAGCGUUCCCGGGACUUUGGCCUGCUGCGGGCGGUGAGGCCAGACUGGUCUCUUUCCGGGGAAGCACCGCGGGGGCCGAUGGGUCGUCCCCGUGUCUCUGA
Molecule: messenger RNA, 588 nt
Organism: Colletotrichum tamarilloi
Lineage: Eukaryota; Fungi; Ascomycota; Sordariomycetes; Glomerellales; Glomerellaceae
Exons: 2
Coding region: 1-588 (195 amino acids)
Source: RefSeq, a predicted model, not a curated record